UUUUCCUGUCAAUUGUCAUAUAUCUAAAUCGGCAUUUUGAUCGUCAUUUUUGUAGGUUUUUAUUAUAAAUUUAGCUGUUAAAUUGAAAAAUAUUUUACUCUAAAAAUUGCGUCAUAAAAGACAUCGAAAUCUUCGACCGAUUAUAACCAUAAAAGCAUUUUAGUUUGUUUGCAUUUUUACAUAACUUAACCUCUCCUAGUGAACUUCACAUGUAAAGAUGUCUGCAGCUCAAAUUUUCAACAGAAUCGGCCAAGUCGGUCUAGGAAUAGCACUCGUAGGUGGAGUAGUCAAUUCAGCAUUGUACAAUGUUGAUGGAGGUCACAGGGCAGUUAUUUUCGACAGAUUCGCCGGUAUUAAGAAACAAGUUAUCGGCGAAGGUACACAUUUCUUUAUACCUUGGGUACAGAAACCUAUUAUCUUUGAUGUACGGUCCCGCCCUAGAAAUAUCCCAGUAGUAACAGGGAGUAAAGAUCUGCAAAACGUAAAUAUCACGCUCCGUAUCCUCUUCAGACCAGUUCCCGACGAAUUACCAAAAAUCUACACAAUUUUAGGCCAGGAUUAUGAAGAAAGAGUUUUACCAUCAAUUACUAAUGAAGUCCUAAAAGCUGUGGUGGCUCAGUUUGAUGCCAGUGAAUUGAUUACUCAGAGAGAUGUAGUUUCCCAAAAAGUUAGUGAAGAUUUAACAGAAAGAGCCAAUCAGUUUGGUGUUAUCCUGGAUGAUAUAUCAUUAACCCAUUUAACCUUUGGAAGGGAAUUCACACAAGCUGUAGAAUUGAAACAAGUUGCCCAACAGGAAGCUGAGAAAGCCAGGUUUUUGGUAGAAAAAGCUGAACAGACAAAGAAAGCAACUGUAAUCUCAGCGGAGGGUGAUGCUCAAGCUGCUCUGCUUCUAGCCAAGGCUUUUGGCGAUGCUGGAGAAGGUUUAGUUGAACUGAGACGUAUAGAAGCAGCUGAAGACAUCGCUUACCAACUAUCAAGGUCUAGGCAGGUUUCCUACUUGCCCGGUGGACAAAAUUUGUUGUUGAAUGUGCCAACACCUGGUAAUUAGAUUGAAACACUUAACAGGAAAAUUGGAGCUAGUUGAUUAUUUGGCUCUAUGAAGGAGAGAGUUGUCCAUUUAGCUUUUAUGGUUCUAUUAUUUUUUAUAAAAGUAUGUUAAUAAAUUGUUGAUAAAUUUU
Molecule: messenger RNA, 1178 nt
Organism: Diabrotica balteata
Lineage: Eukaryota; Metazoa; Arthropoda; Insecta; Coleoptera; Chrysomelidae
Source: the annotation of a GenBank genome assembly